Molecule: messenger RNA, 2507 nt
Organism: Ceratotherium simum simum (southern white rhinoceros)
Lineage: Eukaryota; Metazoa; Chordata; Mammalia; Perissodactyla; Rhinocerotidae
Gene: ZNF554
Product: zinc finger protein 554
Biological process (GO): regulation of transcription by RNA polymerase II
Molecular function (GO): RNA polymerase II cis-regulatory region sequence-specific DNA binding; DNA-binding transcription factor activity, RNA polymerase II-specific
Source: RefSeq, a predicted model, not a curated record
GUGAGUUGGUUGCUUCUAAGACCUUCAGUGUCUUCUUCCAUAAAAUGGAGCCGUUAAGACUCCUGGCCUCUGUCCUGCUGCCGUUGACCACGUGGUGUGUGGGGGGGUCACCUCAGGUGGUUGAAGGUGUCUCCAGGCCCAGGGUCCGGGCUUUGGGGACAGGCCUGGGUCUGGUCUUCACUCUGCCUUUCCCCUCCCGCAGCUCUGCCUGCCCAGGAACCUGCUUUUUCCCGAGAGGAGAGGAGACGAUGGCUGCUGGGUGCCUGCCCCCCCAGCCCCAGGAGUUGGUGACUUUCCAGGACGUGGCCGUGGACUUCUCCCAGGAGGAGUGGGAGCUGCUGGCCCCUGCUCAGAGGACGCUCUACAGGGAGGUCAUGCUGGAGACCUGCAGGAACCUGGCCUCCCUGGAAGCCUUGAAGAACCAGACUAUUGAUACGGGCAUGGAGGAUGGUACAUUUUCCCCAGCACAAACCUCUCAACUCACCAGUCUUUCCCCAUGGACAGGGUAUUCACUCUUUCGACCAGCAGUGUCUUUCCACUUGGAGCAAAGAGAAGCCAUGUGGAUGGGGGAAAAAGGAAUUCCCCAGCCUGCUUGUUCAGAUUGGGAGAAUAGACUGAAAAACCAUGAGUCAAUUUACAAGAAGGUGGUUUGGCGGGAAGAACCACCCGGUGGUAUGAACAUCAUAAAUCUCCCCAGAGAAGACUGGGGAUGUGGUGAACUUCAGAAGAACCGUGAAGACCCCCGGAGGCUUUUGAGGCAAAUGGCGUGCAUCCACGUAAAGGCUUUUGCUCAGGAGAAUGCUACUGCCUGGUGUGAAUUUGGGGAAAACUGUAAUCUGAGCUCAGACCUUGUUUUAUCACAGGGAGAUUCUAUAGGAAAACAUUUCCGUGACUGUGACCUAGAUAUUGAGAAUUGGGUAGCUGAUCCCUUCUUAAACCAUCAUCAGAUGGGCUAUACAGACCAGAGACCCUGUGAAAGUGACGAAUGUGGAAAAGACCUCGGCCAAAAUGGUCCCCUUAUUCAACACAAAAGCACUCAACCAGGGGAGAAAACGUCUGCAUAUGCGGAAAGUGGGAAGUCAUUUAAUCGUGAUAUGGCUCUCGUGAUACACAACAAAAUGAACACAGCGGAGAAGCCCUUCGAAUGUCACCAGUGUGGGAAAGUGUUUAACCGGAGGCAUUCCCUGAGUGAGCACCAGAGAAUUCAUACAGGAGAGAGACCAUACGAGUGUCAGGAGUGUGGAAGAGCCUUCACGCACAGCUCCACCCUCACCCGACACCUGAGAACUCACACUGGAGAGAAGCCCUACGCGUGUGGGGAGUGUGGGAAAGCCUUUAACAGGAUUUCGUCUCUUACCCAACAUCAGAGGAUUCACACGGGGGAAAAGCCUUAUAUGUGCAAAGACUGUGGGAAAUCCUUCUGCCAGAGUUCUUACCUGAUCCUGCACAAGAGAACGCAUACGGGCGAGAAGCCCUACGAGUGUAACAAAUGUGGAAAGGCCUUCAGUGACCGUUCGUCUCUUAACCAGCACGAGCGAACUCACACGGGUGAGAACCCCUACGAGUGUCAUCAGUGUGGAAGGGCCUUCAGCCAGAGGUCUUCCCUGGUGAGGCAUGAGAGAACUCACACUGGAGAGAAGCCAUAUAGCUGUAAUGAGUGUGGAAAAGCCUUCAGCCAGAGCUCGUCUCUUAUCACCCAUCAGAAGACUCACACUAGUCAGAAAACCUACAAGAUAAUUGACUGUGGGAAAGCUUUCUAUCAGAGCAGCCACCUUCUUGGAUUUUAGAGCUUGCUUGCUGCCCUUUAAAGUGCCUUUUGGCACUCUACCACGUAAAUAUUUUUAGACUUUGCCCUUCUGGUGUACUACUGAAAAGAAGAAGGUUUAUGCCACAUUCUUGAAGGAAAGCACUGAGGUCCAGAUCUGAGAAGGGGCCAUUUAAUGAGGGAAAAUGCCACUGAGCUGUACCCAAUGAGCUCCAUUCUCUUGGAAAAGAUUGGUAAAUGGGAACACUAACAUGGAAUGGGAUUGUGCUAAGAAUUAUCACGUUAAUUUAGUUGUUGAGACAAAAGGUAUUCUGUUGCAACUUUUUGUUUCAAAAAUCAAUAUUUUUGUUUCAAUAAUCUGUGUCAAUAGUUUACUUAAUCAUUCCACCCCUGUUGGUUGCUUAGCUAGGUCCUGACUUGUCUCAUGCACUACUAUGGCUAUGAGAGCGUACACGAAGACAGAAGCACCUUGGAUGCACGGUGAAAACUAAAGAGUGCAAAAUAGUGUGUGUAAUUUUAUCCAGUGAAGUAAAAAUAUCUACACAAAUGGACAAGGCUGGACAGAGAUGUGGAGAAAUGAACAGAGUUUAUCUGUCAGGGUUAUCUGGUUAUGUGUGAUUUUCUGCAUUUUGCCAUUUUGUUGGGUGUUGCUAUAAUCAUUCUGACAGUAAUUAAAAAUCAAACAACCCCAGGGGAUUUCGAGUUUCAUUGAUCAAUGAGGGAGGAUUGUGGGUACCAAGAU